Rubroshorea leprosula is the source of this 767-nucleotide messenger RNA. NCBI's taxonomy places the organism in Eukaryota, Viridiplantae, Streptophyta, Magnoliopsida, Malvales, Dipterocarpaceae. The record is from the annotation of a GenBank genome assembly.
AAUUGGGCCGUAUAAAGCUUCCACAUACCAAAGAGUUUAAUGCCGAAAAGUUCGUCCUGCCCUAACCGUGCCUUAUCAUCCUGGGUCCCUUUUGUCAGUUCUACUUCGGGCCCCUUGCUAACACCACCCACAUGUUUGGUAACUCCAGAUCAGUUAGCACAGACUAGACCCCAUGUACUUCCCCCAACACAGAUAAAUUACCAUGAUCUGAAGGAUGUGGGUCCUGGCUCAGCUGACUCAACUAUGCAGUUCACUGAAGAAUUUGAUUUUGAAGCCAUGAAUGAAAAGUUCAUAAUAGAUGAAGUUUGGGUUACUUCGAAGGAUGAUUUCUUUGAUACAAUUUCCUGUAAUUCACUCACCCGCAGAGCAAGGAAUGUACAGAAAGGGAGGAUUUCAGAGGCUCUUAUCACUGGGGCAGGGUAUAUGGCUAUGGUGGAAGGGCCGGGGCCGCCUAGGAAACAUCCAUUUUUAAAGCUAUAUGGAUCAUCAAUAAUUCAAUAUCCUAUGAAAUGCAAGGCAAGUGGCAACUAGUGUCCAUCAAAUUUCCAUCUUUAUCUCCACUUAUUCCUAUAUAUGGAACCUUUGAAAUUAUGUGGAUAUUAUUAUCUCAAGGUAAAUGAAUGGAUUGUUAGUCAUGGAUUUUUAUCAUAGAUGUUUUGUAGGAAUCAUUGGACUGAUUAACUAUGGCAGAUUCGUCAUUCAUGUUUGUAUUGCCCGUGAGCUGGCCUUUCACGUUUACUAUUCUGAAAGAAACAUUUUCAACUUCA